GCAGAGGUUGAACUCAAACCAGGACAAGUCUGGGAGGAUUACUGCAAGCCAUUGAGCUGCUCACUCAGGUUUUGGAAACCUGGUGUCCACAUCUCAGUCAGUGGAGACUCAGUGGAAUUAAGACUUGUGCGAAGUCCGAUGUAAGGCACAGUGUGCAGUCCCCUGAGAGUGGCUGGUGACGUCACUGAGUUUCUCCAAACUUAGGAGGAGAAGUCAGAUGCUUUCUUUUGAACUGUGUCAUACGUAUUGGUCCUAGUUUUGGAGGCGAGCAGAAGCUGUUGAGGUGACAGACAAGUCUUCCAAGUGGCCUUAUUCCAACCCCAGGAGUUCUCCAGCGAAGCGUUUUUUCUUGGUUUAUAUCCAGUCCUCAAGCAACAGGAGACAUGCCAACUCAGUCCCUCCUGGUGUACAUAGAUGGGCCAGAAGUCGUUGGGGGGUCUCUUGGCACCCAGAUGGAGGUGGAUAAUACCAUGUCAUUCAAAGGGGCUGCCGUGGUUCCUUUCCGAGCCUGUCAGGAGAAAAGUAUAAUCCAGAUAGAAGACUAUGUGCCCUUGGAUUGCAUGUUCUGCAGCCAGACCUUUGCACAGUCGGAGGACCUGAACAACCACGUCUUUCUGCAGCACCGGCCCACUCUGUGCGAGCCUGCCGUUCUGCGCGUGGAGGCAGAGUACCUCAGUCCUCUUGAUAAAAGUCGGGUGCGAGCAGAACCCCCGAAGGACAAAAAUUGCACAGAAAAGGAAGAACUGAGCUGUGAGGUGUGUGGGCAGACGUUUGGCGUGGCUUUUGAUGUUGAGGCGCACAUGAAGAAACACAAGGACUCAUUCACGUACGGGUGCAGCCUGUGUGGCAGAAGGUUCAAGGAGCCCUGGUUUCUGAAGAACCACAUGCGGACCCAUAGUGGCAAGGCAGGUGCCAGGAGCAAGCUGCAGCAGGGCCUGGACAGCCCGGCCACCAUCAAUGAGGUGGUCCAGGCACAUGCAGUUGUGAGCAUCACAUCACCUUACAAAAUCUGCAUGGUUUGUGGCUUCCUCUUUCCAAAUAAAGAGAAUCUAAUUGAGCACAGCAAGAUGCACACCAAAGAAGCCACUGCUGCUGCCAGCAACACGCAGAUUGAUGCCUGGCAGGAGGGAAUGCCCUCUCCAUUCCCAUCCCCAAGGGAAGAGCUGCUGCAGUUUUUAAACUUAAGGCCCAAGUGCCACCCUGAGACCACAAGGAAGGCCACUGCAAGCAUCCCUCAGCUGGACCCCUUCACCACCUACCAGGCGUGGCAGCUGGCCACCAAGGGGAAGGUUGCCAUCGCCCAGGAGGAGGUGAAGGAAUCCGGGCACGAAGGGAGCACUGACAAUGAUGACUCGUGUUCGGAGAAAGAAGAGCUGGGAGAAAUUUGGAAUGGGAAUAAAUCAGAAGGGUCCGGAAAGUCCAAAACAAAUAAAAGUAGUUGUGCGGGCUUUUCACAAGAAAAGGAAAAAGCCAGACAGGCCAGUGGUGAAGUGCCUUCUACGGACACUGAUGCCAAGUUGGCCAGUAACAAGGAGAAGCCCACACACUGCUCUGAAUGCGGCAAAACCUUCCGGACUUAUCACCAGCUGGUGCUGCACUCCCGAGUGCACAAGAAGGACCGGAGAACUGACACGGGCUCACCCCCCAUGUCCGCGGACAGCAGGCAGCCUGGGUCCUGUUCCCUGGACCUUGCCCCCACUCUGGACGACCGCGGAGAAGGAGGUUCUGAAGACGGAUCUGAGGACGGGCUCCCUGAGGGGCUCCAAUUGGAUAAGAGUGACGGUGGAGGAAAAGUAAAGCAUCUCGCAUCCUCGAGGGAGUGUAGUUAUUGUGGAAAGUUUUUCCGUUCCAACUAUUACCUCAAUAUUCAUCUCAGGACGCACACAGGUGAAAAACCAUACAAAUGUGAAUUCUGUGACUAUGCUGCAGCCCAGAAGACAUCUCUGAGGUACCACCUGGAGAGACACCACAAGGACAGACAGGUGGCUGACAUUGCUGCCGAGGUGAAGAGCGAGGGUAAAGGCCAGGAGGCUGAAGAUGCACUAUUACCUGCCGACAGCACACAGACCAAAAAUGUAAAGCGCUAUUUCAAUGGUGCCAAAGAUGGUAAAGGCAGUCCGCCUGCCAAGCAGCUUCGCGAGAUGCCGUCUAUCUUUGAGAAUGCUCUGGGCAGUGCAGUCCCGCCACCAGCACACAGAGAUACUCAGGAUUUCCAUAAAAGUGCAGCCAGCAGUAGCACUGAGAAAGUGAGCAGAAUUCCUGCCCCUGCCUACUUGGACCUUUUGAAGAAGAGGUCAGGGGGUGAACCUCAGGCCAGCAUCCUCACCUGUAAAUCAGAAGCAGGUGGGGCUUCUGUGGACAGCAGUGCUGUCCUGCGGGGCCACCCAGGCCACAUAGAGAAGCAGCCGGAGACUACUGCUGCUGAUCGCAAGCCAACAAAGCCCAGCCUGGAUUGUCAGGAGAAACCUUUGAACUUAUCCCUGGGGGUCCUCCCUGGUUGCUCUGCACUCUCUCUGAGUAAAAGUCUAAUCCCCAGCAGCACCUGCCCAUUCUGUACCUUUAAAACUUUUUAUCCAGAAGUGCUCAUGAUGCACCAGAGGCUGGAGCACAAGUACAACCCGGACAUUCAGAAAAGCUGCAGGAACAAGUCUCUGCUGAGGAGCCGGCGGACCGGCUGCCCGCCUGCCCUGUUGGGCAAAGACGUGCCUCCACUGCCCAGUUUCCACAAAGCCAAGUCCAAGGCUGCUCCCCCAGCGCAGUCCAAAUCCCUGCUUCCUGAGAAGGGGCGGCAGGGCUCCUCAGGGCCAGGCAAGGCCCCCCUGACUUCAGGGACGGACUCUAGCACUUUAGCACCAAGUAACCUGAAGUCGCAUAGGCCACUGCCCAUUGUUGGGGGUCCUGGGGCAGCCAGGCAGCAGCCAUCGGAGACGUUUACCAAGCCCAGUGUCUCUCCUGUGCCUGAGAAAUCGAAAAGACCUGACGCCAAGGUGAAGCUGCUGCCCGCUGCCUCUUCCCAGGCCCCCCUCGGCAGUGGCAGCAGCAGCGGCAGCAGCAACAGUUCCACCGACCACACCCCAAAGGCUGAUGGGUCCUGGGCACCCUCUGGGAGAGACUAUCUCUGUAAACGGAACACCGAGUUUGGGGAGCCUCUCCCCAAAAGGCUCAAGUCCAGUGUGGUCGCCCUUGAUGUGGAGCAGCCCGGGGCUAAUGGCAGAAGAGGCUUUGAGCUCCCCAAGUACCCGGUGGUCCGGAGCCUCCCGACGCUACUGCCGCAGGAGUGUGUGCUGCCCCCCAAGCCCCGGCUCCUGAGCUCCGGAGAGGUGGACUCCCCCAGCGUGCUGACCAUGCCGAAGCCCUACAGCGGCUCAGCGCCGCUGCUCGCCUGCCGCCCUGCCGCGCCGCCAGCCCCCAGCCCAGUGCUUGAAGGAAAGAGACCUGUGUCCUACCAGCACCUAUCCAGCAGCAUGCUACAGAAGAGGAACUAUGAGACUUUCAUCGGGAAUGCCCAUUAUCGACCAAAUGACAAAAAAGCAACUUGAAUUCCUAUUUAUUGAGAAAAAGGUCUUGCUGGAUACAAGUUCACAGUCUCCGGGAAAAUGUUUUAGUUUGUCCUUUGAAGAAAAUGGUGAAAGCUACUGAAAUAAGCUGUGAUUGCAUACAUACACACAUGUGCGAGGCGCACAAAGGAACACUACAGCUCAUAAUGUCGUUCUCUUCAUGUACCAAAUAGCAAUAAAACUAGUUGGAACCAUUGGCUGUACACAAGUACAAGUGGGGACUGGAAGUCUGUUUUGUCCCCGAAUAUUUUUUUUUUCUUGUAAGAAUUGACCAAAUAAGUGGAGUUUUGCAUACUUAUGCUGCUGGGGAAAAAAAUCACUUGGGCGGGACGGGAGGAAGAACCUAAUUAUACUUGCACCUCAGGUAAAAUCUGUAAAUACUUAAGUUGUAACCUGCUUGUUUAGAUACUGUGUAUGUGUUCCUUUCCCUAUGGAGCUCUGUGCUCUGAGCAGUUUCUGCGGUUUGUCUUUUUUUGUUUAACAAAAUAUCAAGGAUCGGUGUCAGCCAAUACCUCCCCAUCUUGUGGUCCUAAUGAAAGAGUUCCCAGAAGGAAGUGCUACCUGCCUCUCUCUGGAGGGCUGCUUCAGAGCUUGGCCCUGGCCUGCUGGGCAGCGUUGGGCAGGUGAGGGGACUUUUACUUGGGAAGCAACUGCAUGGGGCGCUCACUCUGUUUUUUUUUUAUCAGGUCACAUUGAUUAGGAAGUCCAGUUUUGGGGGGCUUGGGGCUGCUGCCUGAAUGAGCAUGGAAGUGCUGCCAGAGGCAGGGGAGUCAGAAAGGCUGGGAAGCACUUUGAAAGGGAAGAGAAGGUUUGCAUGGGGGGAACCAGGGCCCGGGCACUAGAGCCACAUCAGUUCUGAGCUGGGCUGGCUGCCUGAGCCUCUGGGGUGCUGAUCAGUUAGCUGUGUCCAGACCCCCGGUCCCCCAUUGCGGGGCUACGAGCAGCGGCAUUUCUCCCUUCCUCCCCUCUGCACACAGUUCCUACACCAGCUGGCUUGCUGGAGACUUUUAAACUUGAGUUCCUUUCGUGUCUGAGUUGGUUCAGCAGCUCGUGGGCUUAGCACCCCAAUUAUUUUAUUAAGAAACUUUCAAAACAACCUUUGCACUGCUCCCUCUCCUUGCCUCAGUCCUCUCCACAGAACAAGGGUAAAGUGCUCAAAGAAUCUUGAUUUUUUAAAAAAAAAAAUUUUUAUUCUUUAUGCAACACAAGGUGGUGUUGGCAGAAGUCUUAACUCCCGUGUUCCAGGGAGACAUAGUUUGCGGUGGUCUCGGCCACCGCAGCGGGGGCCUCGUGCGAGGAAGGAAGGCAUACGCUGCUCCCUCUCCCUGUCAAGCUGAGCCAUAUGUACAUAGUCUAGAUUUUGUUUCAAUAGUUUUGCACUUUUAUAUCCUAUUUUUGAAGAUUAACACAUUUGCAAGAUGAUUGACUCGAUCUUUGCCUAAUGCAGUGAGUAUUACAGAAAGCUUGCUGUGGCUAUAAAUGUAAAUCUUAAAGGGUGGGUGAGGAUAGCGGGCUGAAAUUCAACUUGUAUUUAAAAAAAAAAAUCACCAAAUCUAUUUGAGAAUAAGUCAGUAUGUGUUCUGCUGAAGUCGGGCUUUCAGAUCUCUCUUUUUCAGCUGCAUUUUUGAGUGCAGAAAACCAGCGGUUUUGACAGCCCUUUGUACUUCAGAAUGUUAUUACUUUUUGGCCCAUCAGUAUUAACUAUUGGGAUACUACUGGUUUUGUAUUUUUUUUUCCUAUGGGACAACAGUACAUAUGUAGAGGUACAGUUCGUUGGAUUUUUGUUUAUUUAUUUCAUCCCAGUUUGAUUUAUUUUAAUUGUUGAUACUUAAGUUGUCAAACAGUAGACAUUGUUUUAUUUAUACUUCAGCUUAAAGUUAUGUUAUGUGGAUGUAAAUAUAGAUUUGGUGUU
Messenger RNA from Dipodomys ordii (Ord's kangaroo rat), 5469 nucleotides. RefSeq names its product zinc finger protein 217 (gene Znf217). Bases 384 to 3539 code for a protein of 1051 amino acids. Lineage: Eukaryota; Metazoa; Chordata; Mammalia; Rodentia; Heteromyidae. Gene Ontology annotation, biological process: regulation of DNA-templated transcription. The record is from RefSeq and is a predicted model, not a curated record. Gene Ontology annotation, cellular component: nucleus. The transcript has 6 exons. Gene Ontology annotation, molecular function: RNA polymerase II cis-regulatory region sequence-specific DNA binding; DNA-binding transcription factor activity, RNA polymerase II-specific.